This is a messenger RNA of Ipomoea nil (Japanese morning glory), 1769 nucleotides long. RefSeq names its product rhomboid-like protein 15. The coding region runs from base 172 to 1407 and encodes 411 amino acids. NCBI's taxonomy places the organism in Eukaryota, Viridiplantae, Streptophyta, Magnoliopsida, Solanales, Convolvulaceae. Gene Ontology annotation, biological process: endoplasmic reticulum unfolded protein response. Gene Ontology annotation, molecular function: ubiquitin-specific protease binding; misfolded protein binding; serine-type endopeptidase activity. Gene Ontology annotation, cellular component: endoplasmic reticulum membrane; Hrd1p ubiquitin ligase ERAD-L complex. The record is from RefSeq and is a predicted model, not a curated record. The transcript is spliced from 13 exons.
UUGGUAUUACAUUGGGAUUAACUCUAGAAAGUCUGUUCGAAGCUGGUUAACACUUGGCGUAAAGAUCUGUUUGGAUCCGACUCCAUCAAAGAGUCUACUCAUCACAGCUCUCGGUAUCAACAGACCAAAUAACGAAACGAAGUGGAAAUCUCGAGAAAACGUCGCAAGGAAAUGAGGCCAAACAUUGUCUCUGAGGCUUCGCUACAAACAAGGUUGGGCAGUUGGUGGGAAGGCAUUCCAUUCUUUACAUCUACUGUUAUUAUUGCUUGUGGGGUUGUUUACUUGGUUUGCCUUUUGGUCGGGUACGAUUCAUUUGCUGAAGUAUGCUUCUUGCCAUUAGAAGUAAUUUCGCAUUUUCAAGUCUACAGGAUUUUUACAUCUAUUAUUUUCCAUGGCUCUCUACUGCAUGUUCUGUUCAAUAUGUUAGCUUUUGUUCCAUUGGGAUCUGAGUUAGAGCGCAUUAUGGGAUCAAUCCGCCUUUUCUACAUAGUAGUUCUGUUAGCUACAAGCAAUGCUGUGAUCCAUCUACUUAUAGCACUGAUUGUUGCUUAUAAUCCGUUUCUCUCCUAUCCAGAACUAAUGCAUCAGUGUGCUAUAGGCUUCUCUGGGGUUCUGUUCUCAAUGAUUGUGAUAGAGACAAGUCUAAGUGGUAUUCAGAGUAGAAGUGUAUUUGGACUUUUUAAUGUGCCUGCUAAAUGGUAUGGAUUGAUCUUGCUAGUGGUUUUCCAGCUUCUUAUGCCAAACGUCUCAUUACUUGGACACUUAUCCGGUAUUUUGUCCGGAUUUCUAUAUACAUAUGGUUUCUUCAACAUUAUAAUACCAGACACAUCUCGCUUUUCAGCAAUUGAAUCUUCAUCAUGGCUUUCAACUUGUGUGCGGAGACCAAAAUUUAUGAUGUGCACUGGCAGUAAUGUUUCAGGUCACCUUCCAACAUAUUCAAGUCAAAAUACAACUUCAAGUGGAUUGCUUUCUGGAAAUAUGUGGAGGAACUUUUCUUCACUGUUGCCACAGAGAGAAAAUCCUCCUCAGUCCAUGGAAGGUGAUAGUAGAUUCCCUGGAGCGGGAAGGACCCUUGGUUCUAACCCAAAUCGAGGUUCUUCUAUUGGAAAUCCUGAUUCAAAUUUAAUGGCUAGGCUGCUGGAUGAUAACGACAGCCAGAGGCAUUUGUCGGGUCCAUCAGUAGGUGGACAACAGAAACCAACUGGAAGACCAGCAGCAGCAGAGAAUAUUGUAGCUGUUGCAGCAACUACAAGAGAAAAUCGUCACGAGGGCCACGUUCCAUUAGAUGAAAACAUUCAGAAACUUGUUGCAAUGGGUUUUGAGAAGACACAAGUUGAAGUUGCAGUGGCAGCUGCAGAUGGAGAUUUAAAUGUUGCGGUGGAAAUUCUUAUGACCCAAAAGGAAUAAUUUGGAGACAAUCAAAUCAGGUAGGUCAUCAAGUGAAAGCAAGGCUCUGACCCGCCCCCCCUGCCGUGGGUGUAUAUGUAUAUAUGCUUUUAUUAUAUCAAUCAAUGUUGUAAGUACUUAGUAAACCAACCAAACCAACCCAGGCUAGGCUAGGCUAGGCUGAGGCACAUUUUUAGGUUGGAAUGGAAUGUAUCACCAAAGCAAACCAAACACACUUUGUGAGCAGCUGAUUUCACUUCACAUCCCAAAUUUGAGUCAAUUUUCAUCAGCAAAAGCUGAACAAGUGGUUGAGUUGGCGGAUAGAUAGACUACAUAAAAAAGGAGGAUGAUAUCCUAUGUGCCACCUUUAUCUUCCUCUUUCA